Dichotomopilus funicola is the source of this 1152-nucleotide messenger RNA. RefSeq lists its product as uncharacterized. The record is from RefSeq and is a predicted model, not a curated record. Gene Ontology annotation, biological process: isocitrate metabolic process; tricarboxylic acid cycle. Bases 1 to 1152 code for a protein of 383 amino acids. NCBI's taxonomy places the organism in Eukaryota, Fungi, Ascomycota, Sordariomycetes, Sordariales, Chaetomiaceae. Gene Ontology annotation, molecular function: NAD binding; magnesium ion binding; isocitrate dehydrogenase (NAD+) activity. Gene Ontology annotation, cellular component: mitochondrion. The transcript is spliced from 5 exons.
AUGCUGGCCCUCCGCUCCAUUGCUGCCCCGGUGCAGCGCCAAUGCUUUCGUGCAGCUCCCCGCGCGGCCUUGACCAUCUCGCUGCAGAACCAGCGCAUGUACUCGUCGCAAGACCGUGUCGCCAAGUUUAACGGACAGAAAGAUGCACAGGGUCGCUACACAGUCAGUCUAAUCGAGGGUGAUGGCAUUGGUCCCGAGAUUGCCGUCGCUGUCAAAGACAUCUUCGCCGCCGCCAAGACCCCUAUCAACUGGGAGCCCAUCAACGUCGACCCUAUUCUAAAGGAUGGCAAGACCGCGAUUCCCGACGCUGCCAUUGACAGCAUCAAGAAGAACAAGAUUGCCCUGAAGGGUCCCCUUGCUACCCCAAUUGGCAAGGGCCACGUCUCUCUUAACCUUACGCUCCGCCGCACAUUCAACCUCUUCGCCAACCUCCGCCCAUGUCGUUCCGUUGCCGGAUACAAGACACCGUACGACAACGUCGACACCGUCCUCAUCCGCGAGAACACCGAGGGCGAGUACUCUGGCAUUGAGCACGUUGUAGUGGAUGGUGUGGUGCAAAGCAUCAAGCUUAUUACCCGCGAGGCCAGCGAGCGCGUGCUGCGCUUCGCCUUCCAGCAUGCUCGUGCUAUUGGCCGCAAGAAGGUUCGCGUCGUGCACAAGGCCACCAUCAUGAAGAUGAGCGACGGCUUGUUCCUCACCGUUGGAGACCAGGUCGCCAAGGAGUUCCCCGAUAUCGAGUUCGACGCUGAGCUGCUCGACAACACCUGCCUCAAGAUGACCACCGACCCGGUUCCCUACAACGACAAGGUCCUGGUGAUGCCCAACCUGUAUGGUGACAUUCUGUCCGACAUGUGCGCUGGCUUGAUUGGUGGUCUGGGUCUAACACCCUCGGGCAACAUCGGCGAUGAGUGCUCCAUCUUUGAGGCCGUCCACGGUUCCGCCCCUGACAUUGCCGGCCAGGGCCUCGCCAACCCCACUGCCCUCCUCCUCAGCUCCAUGAUGAUGUUGAGGCAUAUGGGCCUGAACGAAUACGCCGACCGGAUCGAGAAGGCGGCAUUCGACACGCUCGCUGAGGGCAAGGCCCUGACUGGUGACCUCGGUGGCAAAGCCAAGACGCACGAGUAUGCGGCCGCCAUCAUUCAAAAGCUAUGA